UGUUACUCUGAUGAUGCAUUAUAAUUAAAUAUGUAUAACCUUUUCAAUAGGGCGGAUUUGAUAUGAUCUGCAGUGGAAGGGAUAAGAUUGAAACACCAGAGCAGUUCCAGCAAGCUGAAGACACAGUCAACAGACUUGAUUUGGAUGGACUUGUUGUCAUCGGUGGUGAUGAUUCAAACACAAACGCAUGCCUCCUCGGUGAAUACUUCAGGGGAAGGAACUUGAAGACUCGUGUUAUUAGUUGCACAAAGACUAUUGAUGGAGAUCUAAAAUGCAAGGAGGUCCCAACAAGCUUUGGAUUUGACACUGCUUACACUUAACAAAGUUGAAAGUAAUCUAGUCUACCAAUACUGUUUGUUACAGCAGAUAACUCCUGUAUCAGAGUGGUAUUCAGAUCUUUAUUAAUUGAAUUAUUAAGUACACGUAGAGAGUAUUAAAAUUUUGUUGGCAGAUUUCUUAGCUAGUUUCUUGGUCUUAGAGUUCACAAAAGGGCCCAGCAAACCUCUGCAACAUACUAACCACACCUUAUGCAAAUUUAUUUUUAAUUGUAAGUGAUUACUUUAGGAGAAGGGACUUGUUAAAUGUUCUAAAUUUUAUUGAUUUUUUCUAU
Messenger RNA from Triticum aestivum (bread wheat), 610 nucleotides. RefSeq names its product pyrophosphate--fructose 6-phosphate 1-phosphotransferase subunit beta 1-like. The record is from RefSeq and is a predicted model, not a curated record. NCBI's taxonomy places the organism in Eukaryota, Viridiplantae, Streptophyta, Magnoliopsida, Poales, Poaceae. Gene Ontology annotation, biological process: glycolytic process; photosynthesis; response to glucose. The coding region runs from base 63 to 320 and encodes 85 amino acids. The transcript has 3 exons. Gene Ontology annotation, cellular component: cytosol. Gene Ontology annotation, molecular function: diphosphate-fructose-6-phosphate 1-phosphotransferase activity; 6-phosphofructokinase activity.